Molecule: messenger RNA, 2658 nt
Organism: Magallana angulata
Lineage: Eukaryota; Metazoa; Mollusca; Bivalvia; Ostreida; Ostreidae
Product: CUB and sushi domain-containing protein 1-like
Exons: 14
Coding region: 1-2658 (885 amino acids)
Molecular function (GO): protein binding
Source: RefSeq, a predicted model, not a curated record
AUGGUAACCGUUGACGACUAUUUCACCAAUCAGAAUGUCGGUGAUUUUGCAGCAACGCGGAAUGCCAACAUGUUUUGGACGGGGAUGAGUGAAAAGGGUGUUACAACUAAGAAUGAGAUAGCCAUGACUUGGAACAUGAACGCAGAAGCGUCCAUAUAUCAAGGUCGAUGGUCGGUGAGGAACCCAGACACAACUUACGGAAAUUGUGUCUACAUAGAGAAGAAAGACGGUGACUACGUUUGGACUGUAGGCAGCUGUCUGAUGAAGAUGGCGUUCGUAUGCCAAAGAACUUCCUGUCUACCUCAAAGUUUCCACUGUGACAAUGGUCGCUGUGUUAACUCCAACUGGCGCUGUGAUGACGUGAAUGACUGUGAAGAUUUUUCGGAUGAAGUGGAUUGUGCAGGAAGAUGUAGGUACUUGCUCACUGCCAACUCUGGAAGAAUCCAAUCUCCAAACCACCCCUCAAACUAUCAACCUUCCAGAGUGUGCACAUGGACAAUAGUUGGACCUGAAGGAUCCAAUAUUUAUUUAGAGUUUUUAUCCUUUAACACGGAGAAAGACACAGACAUUGUGGAGGUCCUUAUUGGGGGCCGUACGGAGUCCACCGCCCGCUCUGUGGCCCGCUUGUCAGGACAGCCUAGUCUCUCAACCGCCAGAUACAGAAGCUACAACAACUACAUGAUCAUCCGAUUCUCCACAGAUUCCCAGACAGAGAAAGUGGGCUUCACUGCCACCUACAUUAGUUCACAACAUAGUUAUCCGAAAGAGUUGUACAUGACCGCUAGAUCCACAGUCAGUACCUUGGAACCUUUAUUGUUCAGCUCUCAGGGAAGUAAUGCGUACCUUGGAAACCGAGAUUAUGUGUGGAUUAUUAGAGCUGAGGAACGCUGGACAAUAGUUACCCUAGAGAGAAUGAAAAUUGACCUGACAGGAGAUGACGUGAUAGAGAUUCGUGAUGGAGACUCUGGCAGCGCCCCUCUCCUGGAGAAGUAUACGGCUAGUAACAAUGACAAUGUGGACCUCCCUCUCUCUCAGUCAGAGCCGGUGAUGGGGAAGAGGAUCGUGUUCUCCACAAGCAAUGUGAUGUACGUCAUCAUGAGGACCAGUGACUCUACGUCAGGCACUGGGUUUUCCUUCCAGUAUAAACAAGGAUGUGUUGCUAGAUACACUGCGGGUGCAGGGGAGAUAAUCAGUCCAGGAUAUCCCAAUGUUAAUUACGCCAAUUUCCAGACCUGUACUUGGACAAUAGAUAUACCUAGUGGCAAAGGUGUCAAGGUUAUGUUGGAUAGAUCUAAGGGCUUUGAAAUUGCUGAUAAUGAGGACUUCAUUCAGAUUUACACCAAUAGCACAGAUGAUUCCGGGAAUGCUGCCCAUGGAUCAGGAGCUGGGUUCACGACCAUCUCUCUAUCCAAUGAUCAACCCUUUCACAGUCCCAAUGGGAAAAUGUUCAUCAGAUUCAAAUCUUCUGCUAUCACCAACAAGAAAGGAUUUCGACUAAUCUACUCUAUUGACUGCCCAGACCCUGGUUUGACAGAAGCCUCUGAGGUGAACCCCUCACAGACAGCUGUACAAUUACGUCAGUUUGACAACGAGUUCACUGUCAGCUGUAAAAAUGGAUACGGCUUCCAUUCUGAUGAGUUGAAUCUGCGCACUGCAAGAAUGAAGUGCAUGUAUGGAGGGAAAUGGUUGGUUGAGCAGAGAACUCGUACAAUUCCUCAGUGUAAACCCAAUUACUGUGGAGAACCAGUGGCUGUUGAAAAUGGUUACAUUUCACAAUCCAGUGGUGUUGUGUUUGGAUCGUUUGUGACCUUUACCUGUUUCCCAGGGUUCACUUUGCUGGGUUCUGCCAACAUCACGUGUCAGUCCACUCAGUGGACCAGUAGGCCACAAUGUGUUUCUCCUAACUGUCCAGCCCCGCCUACUAUCAGCAAUGGCCAGCUCUCCAGCAGCAGCAACCAGUAUGCUGCCAUUGUUAACUACACCUGUAAUUCCGGGUACCAGUUGAUAGGAGCACCAAUCUUGUUUUGUCAGCCCACAGGCCAAUGGACAGCCUCAGCUCCCGAGUGUAUAAAAGUCACAUGCCCUAUUCCUGGAAUAAAAAAUGGCAGAGUGUCCUCUUCCACCUUACCUAAGUUCCAAGAAACUCUGACAGUAACUUGUGAUGUAGGAUACAGGAUGAAUGGAUCUGCCACCAUUACAUGUAGGGAAGACAGAAGUUUUGAUGCUGUGCCAAAUUGUAUUGCUGAAGGUUGUUUCAAAGAAACCUUGCGCCCUACAUCCAAUGCUGUGAGAAGUUGUGAUAGGGUAGGUGGUGAUGUAACAUGCACCUAUGUUUGUAAGAGUGGGCAUGUGUAUUUUGAUGGAACUACCUCCAAACAAUACAAUUGCUCAGUAGCCAAUAAAUGGUACCCUACAGCCAAUCCAGAAUAUUGUCUCUUGUACGAGGUUCCAUCCUACAAGGCAAAGCUUGAAGUUCAAUAUGUGACUGAAGACCAUCUGGCAUCUAAUUGUAAAGGUGGUUUUGAAAAUAUGCUGGUUACACAUAAUACAACGAUAGCAAAAGCAAUAGAUGACAAAUGUAGGGAUAUACGCCCAGGAAUGUUUGCCAUUAGGAGUUUCAGCUCCACAACAUUAUCAUUCAAGGUAACAUUUAUAUAG